Molecule: messenger RNA, 228 nt
Organism: Geodia barretti
Lineage: Eukaryota; Metazoa; Porifera; Demospongiae; Tetractinellida; Geodiidae
Source: the annotation of a GenBank genome assembly
AUGCACGACAAGACCGUCCACAAGUUAAGGAAGGAGUUCUUCGAGAACAAGGGGGUGCUGAAGGAGAGGAGAGAAGGCAAGUACGGGCGACUGACCAUUUACUGCGACGAGGAGCUUAACGAGAAAGCAGCCAAGUGGGUGAGGGUGAUUACAUUGUCCAAAGGCAAGCCGAACAUGACUGCCCAAUCUUUCUGCCAGUGGGUGAACGAACUUCUGCCUUUCUUCUGA